AAGGUUAGGUGGUCAAUCGAGUGGAGGGAGAUAGAAGAAGGACAGAGGAUUUGGGAAUACUUUAAAACCAAUUCCCACCUCCCACCCCAUUCUCACCUACUCUCCCUUUCCAAUCCUCCAUCCUUCACUUCAGAUUUCGCUCGCAUUCUCCUCAUCUCCUCCUUCCGUCCAUUUCCUCAGUGUGCCACCAUGGACUCCCGCCGCCAAUCCGCCGAGAAAACCCAGGACAACGCCGUCCCCGAGGAGCAGAACAAGCAGCUCGCCGUCCCCGCCGCCCCUGCCCCCUUCGCCACCGCCUCCCUCUCCCUCUUCGCCGCCGCCCAGCCCGCCACCCACUUCUUCCAGCAGCCCAAGGUCGCGUCUUUAUUCGCCGCCGCCCAGCCCGCCAGGGCCCGCGUCCCCACCCAGGCCUCCUCCCUCGCCCACCUCUCCCUCUCCGCCUCCGCCUCCGCCGCCGCCCCCUCCAGGAUCUCCUUCAAGUCCACCAUCUCCGCCAACCCGCUCCAGAGCCCGCUCACCCUCGGCCCCCACCGCCCCCUCGACCCCUCCGGCGCCGCCGGCCUCCGCCGCGCCUCCAUCGUCUGGUUCCGCAGCGACCUCCGCGUCCACGACAACGAGUGCCUCAACGCCGCCCACAACGAGUCCAUGUCCGUCCUCAACGUCUACUGCUUCGACCCCCGCGACUACGGCAAGUCCCGCUCCGGGUUCGACAAGACCGGGCCCUUCCGCGCCUCCUUCGUCCUCGAGUCCGUCUCCGACCUCCGCCGCAGCCUGCGGGACCGCGGCUCCGACCUCGUGGUCCGAGUGGGCCGCCCCGAGGAGGUGCUCCCCGAGAUGGCCAAGGCCGUCGGGGCCGAGGCCGUCUACGCCCACCGCGAGGCGUCGCGGGAGGAGGUGAAGUCGGAGGAGCGGAUCGAGGCCGCCAUGAAGGAGGAGGGGGUGGAGCUCAAGCACUUCUGGGGCAGCACGCUCUUCCACGUCGACGACCUGCCGUUCAAGCUGGAGGACAUGCCGAUGACCCACGUCGACUUCAACAAGAGAGUGCAGGGGGUGGAGGUGAGGAAGACCAUCGCCGCCUUGGACCAGCUCAAGGGAUUGCCCAAGAGGGGCGACGUGGAGCCCGGCGAGAUGCCUACCUUGACGGACCUGGGUGUGAAUCUCAGUGCCUCCAUGGCUCAGGGUGGUAAGGCGCCUUCUAUGGUAGGAGGUGAGACUGAAGCUCUUCAGAGGCUCAAAAAGUUCGCUGCUGAGUGCCAAGCACAGCCAAACAAGGGGGCCAACGAUAAUAGCGUCUAUGGAGCCACCUUUUCUAGCAAGAUGUCUUCGUGGCUGAGCACUGGAUGUAUUUCUCCGCGUGCCAUGUUUGAGGAGCUAAAGAAAACUGCCUCUAAUGCAAUCUCUGGUGCCAACAAGAACGAUGACGGUGGCUCAUCUAGCACUGGAGCUAACUGGUUGAGGCAUGAGCUGUUGUGGAGGGAUUUCUUCAGAUUCAUCACCAAGAAGUGCAGUUCAUCAGUGCCACAGGGGUCUCCGGCUUGCACAGGUGCCCUUGUUUGAGCGGAGAAGGGUCGUGGAGGUUGAGAUGACGAUCUGCUUUGGGGAUUAAAAAAAAUUUAUCCUGUCACUAUUGCGAGCUGUAGCUCUUAAGAGAUGUUUUUGAGUAGAGGCUUCUACAACAUAGGUGGUGGCUGUUGUUUGUUGUGAUUUACUGCAAAUAAAGUGGUGGAAACUGGAAAUCAUUUCCCUUUAAUAGAUGGCCGGCCGUGAGCCCAAAAAUUUCCAAUAUGUCCGUGUCUUUCAUUUUAUGAUGACAGAGCAGAAACAGGGGACUCCUGGUUCAGCUCUGCUUUCUUUCUAUCUUUCCCACUUUAUAGAUCCAUACUGUGAAAAUUAUUAAUGCUUCACUUCAA
Molecule: messenger RNA, 1910 nt
Organism: Eucalyptus grandis
Lineage: Eukaryota; Viridiplantae; Streptophyta; Magnoliopsida; Myrtales; Myrtaceae
Product: blue-light photoreceptor PHR2
Biological process (GO): photoreactive repair
Molecular function (GO): DNA binding; FAD binding
Source: RefSeq, a predicted model, not a curated record